This is a messenger RNA of Salvia miltiorrhiza (redroot sage), 872 nucleotides long. RefSeq names its product phospholipase A1-IIdelta-like. The record is from RefSeq and is a predicted model, not a curated record. Lineage: Eukaryota; Viridiplantae; Streptophyta; Magnoliopsida; Lamiales; Lamiaceae. The annotation marks the transcript as partial. The transcript has a single exon. Gene Ontology annotation, molecular function: glycerophospholipid phospholipase A1 activity. Gene Ontology annotation, biological process: lipid metabolic process.
CUCCUCGGCAGCAACAACUGGGAAGGCCUACUUGACCCCUUAGACCUCUCCCUCCGCCGCUUCCUCCUCCACUGCGGCGACCUCGUCCAGUGCGUCAGGGACGAAAACUCCCCCUACGUCGGCAGCAGCCGCUACGGCGAGAAAACCUUCUUUCGCAAGGUCAAGUUCCCCUCCGCCUCCGCCUACCAGAUCUCCUCCUUCCUCUACGCCACCGCCACCCUCGACAUCUCCCCCGACAUCGAGACCAACUUCAUCGGCUACGUCGCCACCUCCACCUCCACCAUCCCCGGCCGCGGCCGCGAGAUCUACGUCGCCUGGCGCGGCACCGAGUCCACCCUCAAGUGGCUCGACGACGCGCACAUCGCGCCCGUCUCCGCGUCCGCCAUCACCCCCGGCGCCCCCGGCAAUAUCAUGGACGGCUGGAUCAGAAUCUACACCUCCUCAAACCCUAAUUCCCAAUUCGGAAAGCUCAGCGCCCGCGACCAGCUCCGCGCCCAGAUUCUCCAACUUCGGGAUCAAUACAAAGAUGAAGACCUCAGCAUAGUGGUGGCGGGGCACAGCCUGGGCGCGGCGCUGGCCGUGCUCUCGGCGUUCGACCUCGUCGAGAACGUCGUCCCCGACAUCCCCCGACACCGAAGCACGCUCUGAACGGCGCCACCGCCGCCGUGCUAUUGAUCCCCAAAUUCGCAGACCUAGAGAGAGAAAGAGGAGAGAUAGAGAGAAAGAGGGAGAGGAGAUGAAAUGGGCUAUUUUAGGCUGAGGGGCAUUUCGGUCAUUUCAAUCACAAAGUGGACAGUUUUUAUUAUUUUUAUCUUAGUGGACAUUUUUUAUCUUUACAAUAUGAAAGUGGACAGUUUUAUAUAUUUACUCUA